AUGUCUGACGCCGAAUCAACCUGGGAAGCCUCAAGCGCAACAAGCAUAGCAACCCCAGAUGUCGUCGUUCCCCCGCACUUCCGUGCUGAACUUGAGUCGCUGUCCGCCCAAGAAACACUCAUGCUCAAACUCCAGUCGGACAAAACCGAUUCCCUACGGGCUCUCCACAACGAAACGGACACACUCCUCACGAAUACCAAUGUGAACCGGAGCUCUGCUGUGGACAUUUUGCGGUGGGAAGUCUUGAGGGAACGAGAGUUCGACUACGCGACGCGUCUAAUGGAGGAAUCAGUGCUGCUUGGGAAGAUGACAGAAGUUGUGCGAGAGUCGCGGCAGAUGAGAGUGGUAAUGCUGCGGAGGGAGAUGGACCUGCUCACCGAGCAGACACUGAACGAGAGGAACCAGUUGCGUGUGGAUGUGCGGAAGGAGAAGGCACUCCACAAGGUGACUAUGGCUAAGGUGGAAGCGCUCCAGAGGCAGCUGGAUGAGGAGAAGAAUCUCCAUGAGGAGACACGAUUGAUGAGGGACCAGCAGAUUUCUGAGCGGAAUGAUAAGGAGAAGGAGUUGACUUUAGAGGUCGUACACCUCCGGGCGCAGCUGAGUGAGGAGAAGAGGCUUCAUGUGGAGGCGGGAUUGGUGAGAAAGCAGCAGAUCUCUGAGCAGAAUGACAAGGCAAUUCGCGAGGUGACUUUGGAGGUCGUAUCGCUCCGGGCGCAGUUGAGUGAGGAGAAGAAGCUCCGUGAGGAGGCCCGACUAGCGAGAGACCAGUUUUCUCAGCAGAAUAAUGUACUGGGGGGACUCACUGGGGAGUCGCACAGUGAGAAUAAUGAAUUACUUGAAAAAAUAAGUAGGGAGAGGGAGAUCCGCGAGGAGAUGAAGAGCGAGAUCCGCGAGGAGAUGAAGAGCGAAAUCCGCGAGGGGAUGAAGAGCGAGAUCGAGAAGCUCCAUGCGGAGCUUCUGAAGACGAGAGAACAUCUUCGUGAAGAAAUAAAGGGCGAGAUAAAACUGGAACAGGCAGAGCAGGAAAAAUCUAGACGGGUGCUACUGGAGCAGCGAGCGAGGGAAAUGCGAGACUUGCAGCAGACAACCGCGCGCGAUUGA
Messenger RNA from Morchella importuna, 1101 nucleotides. RefSeq lists its product as uncharacterized. NCBI's taxonomy places the organism in Eukaryota, Fungi, Ascomycota, Pezizomycetes, Pezizales, Morchellaceae. The record is from RefSeq and is a predicted model, not a curated record. Bases 1 to 1101 code for a protein of 366 amino acids. The transcript has 2 exons.